Molecule: messenger RNA, 8831 nt
Organism: Coregonus sp. 'balchen'
Lineage: Eukaryota; Metazoa; Chordata; Actinopteri; Salmoniformes; Salmonidae
Source: the annotation of a GenBank genome assembly
AUGGAAGACCAAUUGGCUACUUUUCUUAAACAAGCCAUUGAUAGAGGUCCUAGUGAAGAUAUUAAUAGAAUCACAGUCCUCAAUCACAUCAGGAGGAACCCUGUAGAAUAUUUACAGUUUUGUCACUUACCACUAAACACUUUCCACAGCCUAUUGAAUAACUACAUGUGAAUACAUGCUGUGUAUUCAUUUAUUGAGGUUGUGAGCUAAAGAUUAUUCAAAUAUACAGUUGAAGUCGGAAGUUUACAUACACCUUAACCAAAUACAUUCAAACUCAGUUUUUCACAAUUCCUGACAUUUAAUCCUAGUAAAAAUUCCCUGUUUUAGGUCAGUUAGGAUCACCACUUUAUUUUAAGAAUGUGAAAUGUCAGAACAAUAGUAGAGAGAGUGAUUUAUUUCAGCUUUUAUUUAUUUCAUCACAUUCCCAGUGUGUUAGAAGUUUACAUACACUCAAUAGUAUUUGGUAGCAUUGCCUUUAAAUUGUUUAACUUGGGUCAAACGUUUUGGGUAGCCUUCCACAAGCUUCCCACAAUAAGUUGGGUGAAUUUUGGCCCAUUCCUCCUGACAGAGCUGUAGGUGGGAGAGAGUAUAAGGACAAGCCAUGUGUUAUUUAUGUCACUGGUGGGUGACAGAAGGUCUGUGUGCCAAGAUAGAUUGGGGGCCACUUGUGCUAAUCUUAGAAGGGGUGUGUGAUGGAAUAGCCUGGCUAGGGUGCCACACAUGUAGGGGGAUCCUAUUGUAGGAGAGGAGUGACACUCAAUAAUGGUUGGCAACUGUUGGAUCGAAGUAGCUCGGAAAAGCAUUACAUAAACUGAGAUAUUUUCUAUGUAAGUAAUUCGGAUGACAAUAGGCUUCGCCCGUACCACUUGUCAUACAAAUCCAGUACUGUAACUAUUAAAUAACUAUGAAUCAACUCUCCAUAUAAAGUGUUCAACUAUUCUCUUACAUCCUGAAGUACUCAAUACCAGAGAAACUCGUCAUAACACCCUCUAAUCAAGGACUAAUUUAGACCUGGGACAGCAGUUAUGUGUAAUUAACUAUCAGGUAGAACAGUAAACCAGUAGAAUCCAGACAUUGUAGGGUCAGAGUUGAGUACCCCUGCCUUAGAAGGCCAGAACCAGCUCCAAACAGGACUCCUUAAUAAAUCUCCAUAUUUACUUCACAAACACUAAUUAUACUAGUUAACUACACAUAGCACAGACACUCACUCCUCAGUGGUUGGGAAUGGGUAUGGGAGCUGGACACGCAGCGACCCAGACCCUCUGCUGUGGGAGAUCACACCUACUGACUCAAGGUGGUGGGAAUGGGUAUGGGGGCUGGACAUGAUAAUGAUGUCUCCACUCCCCCUAUGGUGAAUUGCUGUACUGUAAACUUGUGCUUUAAUAAAAAAAGUUAAUUCCUCAUUUGUACUGUAUGUGCAUUCUUUUUUUAUACUCGUCAUUUCUAUCAUUGUAUUGAUUUAUAAAUACUAUUGGUCCUCUGAAGCGGGGCUGGUGGGGGGAAAAACAAUAAUUAUUAUGUAAUCACUGCCAUUUUUUUCAAGUAGAAAGUAGCAGUCAAGCUUCAGUAAGUUCUAGAAAUAGUGUUUUGCUUCUUUUUGACCAUUUUAAUGGAAAACUAUGACACUUCUGCAUUUACUUAAUUGUUACCAAGAAAGUAUUUGAAAAGCUAUUGAAAUAAAAACAGCUGCAUUGGGCCUAGAAUAGAAUUUAACUUAAGAAUUAUUAGUUAUUAGUUAUUGGCAAUAAGGUAAUAGAUAAUUGAAAACGCAUGAUAGAUAAACAUUUGUUUUCUUUAUUAGUAGCAUUGGUAUUGGUACAGGGCUGUCAUUCAGUCCAUGUUAAAUACCAUUAUCUCAGCACAGAAACGUCAUCCUUUAUAACUAAUCACACAAGCCUUUGCUUUGGCUCUUCCUUCUGUCCAGCUCAGGUGUUCAAUGUUGCCGGCCUUCUAGCUGCUGCCAAACCUGCUGCUGGCAAACGCCCUUCACUCAUCAACCCCGGACUUGUCUUGUCAUCAUUACACACACCUGGUUCCAAUCCCCACUCUAUCACUGUAAAUAUACUCCCUUUGUCAUUUGUCUUUGUUGGUCAUUGUAUAUGUUGCUUUUUUUCCUGAAUCUCCUACUAUUUCCUGAGUACUUUAUAUUUUGCACUGUGGGUUUCCUCCUGCUUAAAGCUAUGGUGCUUUAAUAAAUUCAGUAGUUCUAAACCUGCAACUGCCUCCUGCCUACUCCUCUCUACACUUGUGACAAUAACAUUGGAGUAUUAAUAGUUAGCAUAAAAUAUAUUAAUGCAGAAUGUUCUCUCACAAUGAUAGUUCCUGUACAUAAUAAUACUGAUUCCAAACACACACAAAAAUAAAACAUUUAAAAAAUAAUAACUUGUUAAAAUAAUGGCAAGUAAUGUUGUCAUGACAGCAAGAAUGUAUUGACAGUGUGCCAUCUUUUCUUCAGUGCAUACUGUAGCAGAACAGAAUAGAGAAAAUGAAACAAUGGAAUUGCCUUGUUGCCGUGGAUAAGGUAACUAGCCUGAUAGUAAGGGAAGAACAGACCAGUGUAAAAGACAGGUUGGGACUACAUGACUUCUGUUUGGUAGUAACCCAACACAUAAUGUCAGAAUACCUGGCUGAGGAAAUCCCCUUCUCUACUGAGCAAUGUCCUACAGGACUGGGACAAGGAAAUCAACUGUUAUUGGAUUAUCACUGACCAAUUAAAAUGCCUCUUCUUGAGAAAGAGAGAUAGAAGAGAGCGAGAAAUUCAGAAGAGAUUAAAAACACAAGGGUUCGUCAAUUCCUGUCCUGGAGGGCCGAAACACCUGUUUUUCAUCCUCUCCUUCUAAUCAGGGGCUAAUUCAGACCUUGGACAUUACAUUUACAUUUCAGUCAUUUAGCAGACGCUCUUAUCCAGAGCGAUUUACCGGAGCAAUUAGGGUUAAGUGCCUUGCUCAAGGGCAAGGCACUUUUCGACAGAUUUUUCACCUAGUCGGCUUGGGGAUUAGAACCAGCGACCUUUCGGAUACUGGCACAACGCUCUUAACCACUAAGCUACCUGCCGCCCCUGGACACCAGCUGAGUGCAAUUAACUACCAGGUAGAAAUAAAAAACAGAAGUGUUUCGGCCAUCCAGGACCGGAAUUGAAGAACCCUGUUGUAGACUGACAGUGAACCUCAAACCGAAAGACACAAACAUGGACGAGAUUGCAAGUGAAAGUUUCGUGAUGGCUUGCUUUCCGUAAGUAUAUACAUUUAUCUUUCCUUUGAUUCCUUUUUACAGAAAACCCCAGAGAAAAUGACCAUAUUGGUCGAGACAUCUUAUCCGGGGGUUUAAAAAAAAUGACAAAUGGUUUUGUGUCAUAACCGGAUUAUAGCUCCCGUACAAACGUUGUAAUUAAUAUAUUUUCAUGUCAUAGUCACCAGUCAACUCCAUGACACUCAAAAGUUACUUCAACUUCAACCAGUGAAUGCUAGCAAUGGCUAGUUAUGCUAGAUAUGCUACCAGUCUGUCUUAAUGAGUGUUAGCAUGCUAAUAGCAUACCAUGUACACAAUGGGUACGCAGUAGGUUGAUAACGAUGUGCAAAAUAUGUUGUAUGAAACAUUUCAAAGAACAUUCCCAACUAAUGAGAAAACAGUAAUGAUAUUUUGUUUAAGAGAAUGAAUGUGAUUGAACAGGUCAAACUUGGGCAGAUUUUUACUUCUGCGCUACAGUGACCAUAGAAGGAACCCUCAUGCUGGAUGUCCUACAGCAUCUGAUAUCAUAAAUAUUGUGAUUAUGACCAAUCCUAAAAUGACAAAGAUAGAUGUUCUGAAUACGUCAUGUGUGUUCCUUGUAUUUCUGAAAAAUGUUUUACUAGAUCAAAUGUGUGUAUGGCGGCACCUGCUGUAGUUUGAGUACUGACUCCACUGGUGUUAUCUUGAAAGUGGAAAAGAUCUCUGAGUGACGCAGCAGUUUGGGGCACUGCCGCCAUCUUAGUGUCACGAGUGUCAGUGUAAUGCGGUGGAUAGAAGUCAGGCGCAGGACACAGAACUCUAAGAAACGUACUUUACUAAAAUAAGUAAAGAACACAACACAGAAUACCUCCACACAGGGAGGAACUAACCCGCUCACCAAUGACACACGUAACAACAAAUAAUAACACAAAAAAUACCAAAUGAGAGACAGGGGUAAAUAUAGGGAAUACAAUCAAAUAUAACGGGGAACAGGUGUAAACAAUAAGGCUAAACUAGACAAACACCGAAACAUCGAUCGGCAGCAGCUAGUACUCCGGGGACGACGAACGCCGAAGCCUGCCCGAGCAAGGAGGAGGAGCAGCCUCGGCUGAAUCCGUGACACUUAGUAGCACUUAAAUUACAGCACAGCAUAAAGUGGUGAUAACAUGGUAACACAUGGUUACUCACCAUCAAAAUAAUGUAUUUAUUGUAAGUAACAAUAAAUUGUUAAUAUACUAUUACCAUGUUAUUACUGUAAUGUAAAGUGCUACCAAGAUCGCUGUAGAGCCACACAUGUAAAGUGCUACAACCAUCUUUAUAAGACACAGAUUAUGCAUUUUAAACUAUUGCCACAUAGUUCUUUGUUAUGACAGUAUAAAUUAAGGACUUAUUACAUAUACAACUUUUCUUUAUAGAGGAAAAAAACAGAAACCUAUUUAGCCAGGAGGGGGGCACUGUGUGUUUGUAAGUGAGUUACAUUUGUAAUAAUGAUACAUUUGUUUCUAUUUCUCCUUCAUGCUCCUCUACAGUAAAAAGAGGAUCCUGUCUGAAGUGCAUGAUGUGAACUCUCCCACCACAGACGGUUCUUCUGAUAGUUGCCAUCCUGAGGAGGACGUGGCUGCUAUAUCAACCAGAUCCCGCAGUGAGGGGAAGGAGAUCCACCAACGGUAUGCCCAAUUUGCGCCCUCCCACAUUGGGAACAGACAAUAGUGGCAGUCUUGUCAGAUUUGAAUUCAGUUGAUGAAUUAUCUAAGCAGGAAGUUACCACACUGUGUGUGUUGAUGUCAUGCUGCUAAAUCUACCUGGUUGCAACUCAACUCUAAGUUUACCUUGAGUUCAAUUGCAAUGAAUUUUAAAACCAAUGAACACCAUAGAGGUGUUUUUUUUAACCUGUUCUUGAGUACAGAAAGUUUUACGAAAAUAAACUCUGUUAUAAAAACUAAAUAUUUACAAGUUGUAUUUGAACACAUCUAAAAGCAUUUAAAACUCACAAAAAUUGUUUUCAACAACUAAUAGUUUGUGACAUUGAUGGUGAAUAACAUCAUUCUAUUUGUCCGUGUUUCUCUACAGUAAGAAGAGGCACCUACCGCUGUCUAAUGAGGAAGGGGAUCAUGGGUACUGUGAGGAUGAUGUGAACCUUCCCACCGACACAGACAGUUCUUGUAACAGAGGGCCUCCUGAGGAGGACGUGGUUGCUACAUCAACCAGAUCCCAGAGUGAGGGGAAUGAGAUCCACCAACGGUAUGUCCAACAUUUUCACAAUAUGCUUAUGGGCAUCAGGAGACAGAAAGCAAUAUAUUUUGAAGUCUUGAAUACUGACAUGCACAAUUUGACACUGUACCAACAGUGGACUAAUGUUAAACAUGGUAGUCCUACUGUUUUACACUUCAUGUGUAAGUCCAGAGUUCAUAGUUAUUUUCUGAAUCUUUGCUAGAAGAUGUUACUACAGUGGGGAAAAAAAGUAUUUAGUCAGCCACCAAUUGUGCAUGUUCUCCCACUUAAAAAGAUGAGAGAGGCCUGUAAUUUUCAUCAUAGGUACACGUCAACUAUGACAGACAAAAUGAGAAAAAAAAUCCAGAAAUUCACAUUGUAGGAUUUUUAAUGAAUUUAUUUGCAAAUUAUGGUGGAAAAUAAGUAUUUGGUCAAUAACAAAAGUUUCUCAAUACUUUGUUAUAUACCCUUUGUUGGCAAUGACACAGGUCAAACGUUUUCUGUAAGUCUUCACAAGGUUUUCACACACUGUUGCUGGUAUUUUGGCCCAUUCCUCCAUGCAGAUCUCCUCUAGAGCAAUGAUGUUUUGGGGCUGUCGCUGGGCAACACGGACUUUCAACUCCCUCCAAAGAUUUUCUAUGGGGUUGAGAUCUGGAGACUGGCUAGGCCACUCCAGGACCUUGAAAUGCUUCUUACGAAGCCACUCCUUCGUUGCCCAGGCGGUGUGUUUGGGAUCAUUGUCAUGCUAAAAGACCCAGCCACGUUUCAUCUUCAAUGCCCUUGCUGAUGGAAGGAAGUUUUCACUCAAAAUUUCACGAUACAUGACCCCAUUCCUUCUUUCCUUUACACGGAUCAGUCGUCCUGGUCCCUUUGCAGAAAAACAGCCCCAAAGCAUGAUGUUUCCACCCCCAUGCUUCACAGUAGGUAUGGUGUUCUUUGGAUGCAACUCAGCAUUCUUUGUCCUCCAAACACGACGAGUUGAGUUUUUACCAAAAAGUUCUAUUUUGGUUUCAUCUGACCAUAUGACAUUCUCCCAAUCCUCUUCUGGAUCAUCCAAAUGCACUCUAGCAAACUUCAGACGGGCCUGGACAUGUACUGGCUUAUGCAUGGGGACACGUCUGGCACUGCAGGAUUUGAGUCCCUGGCGGCGUAGUGUGUUACUGAUGGUAGGCUUUGUUACUUUGGUCCCAGCUCUCUGCAGGUCAUUCACUAGGUCCCCCCGUGUGGUUCUGGGAUUUUUGCUCACCGUUCUUGUGAUCAUUUUGACCCCACGGGGUGAGAUCUUGCGUGGAGCCCCAGAUCGAGUGAGAUUAUCAGUGGUCUUGUAUGUCUUCCAUUUCCUAAUAAUUGCUCCCACAGUUGAUUUCUUCAAACCAAGCUGCUUACCUAUUGCAGAUUCAGUCUUCCCAGCCUGGUGCAGGUCUACAAUGUUGUUUCUGGUGUCCUUUGACAGCUCUUUGGUCUUGGCCAUAGUGGAGUUUGGAGUGUGACUGUUUGAGGUUGUGGACAGGUGUCUUUUAUACUGAUAACAAGUUCAAACAGUUGCCAUUAAUACAGGUAACGAGUGGAGGACAGAGGAGCCUCUUAAAGAAGAAGUUACAGUUCUGUGAGAGCCAGAAAUCUUGCUUGUUUGUAGGUGACUAAAUACUUAUUUUCCACCAUAAUUUGCAAAUAAAUUCAUAAAAAAUCCUACAAUGUGAUUUUCUGGAAAAAAAAUUCUAAUUUUGUCUGUCAUAGUUGACGUGUACCUAUGAUGACAAUUACAGGCCUCUCUCAUCUUUUUAAGUGGGAGAACUUGCACAAUUGGUGGCUGACUAAAUACUUUUUUUCCCCACUGUAUCUUUAGCUCUCUUUCACCCCUCACUAACAGGCUACAAAUUGCUCAUCUAAUUUAGCUAUUUUGAUUCCCCUUACAGAGAGAGCCCCAGUCCUAUUAUCAUCAACGCUCCAGACCAGCCAACGGACCCCCAAAAUCAAGUUGAUUUUGAUUUACGUGAAACAUUUUGCAUUUUACAAAAAAAAGUUUGCAUUCAAAAAAUGAAUAAGAAAUAUACAUGGCCAUUCUUAAAUCCAACUGGUGUUCUGUAUGUUGCAAUUUUGGAACUUGAGAAUAUAGAAAACAAACCUCUAAUAGAUAUUAGUCAUACCAAAGACUUUCUUUUUGAGAAAUAUAAAGAAAUGUUAAAAAAAAAACAAAUAUCCAUCUAUUUGCUCAACUCUCCUUCUCAAUAUACAGGUCAUAAAAUAAAGUAUGCGGUAGAACUAGACACGUAUCAAAUAACUAUCGUUCCAGACUGGCCAAUGGAAAACCAAAACAUCCCAAGUCCUUUUAAAAACAUUAGAGAAUGUAUUGAUACGUUCUACUCAUCAGUAAAUGCAGAUUGCAAGCAAAAGUUUGAUACGCAACAUGCAUGGGCAUUUAUAGAGUCACCUUGUGGUGGAGAACCUGUAUUUGUUGGAUUAUUUAAAUUAGAAGAUGGGAGGAAGAAGAAUGAUAAGGGCACAUGUUUUAUUAUUCAUACUGAAGAGUUACUUCUUGAGGAAGUCCAAAAAAUAUUGAAAAACGAUGAGAAAUUGCGAAAUACUAAAUUGUUUAUCUAUACAUACAACUCUCCAUGUUUGCAAAAUAAUGGUCAUGAGUCAUGCAUGGAUUUACUGUUUAAGGUUUCAGCAGAACUGAACAUAUCUUAUGGUAUAGAAACUAUUGUUGGAUACAGCAAAUGGUACGGUUUGACUGGAGAUUUGAAAACCUUUAAGAAUAAAAAUAGUCCCUCAUUUAGUCACUUUAAUUAUAUAUUCAGUAGUUCUAAUUAUGCAGACUAUUGUGAUAAAUUAGUCAAUUUGAAUGAGAAUUCUAAAGAUGUAGAACUUCCCAAAGAACUUUAUGAUUUUAGUAAACAAUUUAUGCCCAAUAACAUUUCAGAAGUACCUUUCAGAUUGCUAAAACAUAACGAUGUCAAUAAAAAAGUGACAAAUUUUUUCAAGACAAUUAGCAAUUAUCAUAAUAAAACAAAUGUGAAAACCGAUAAGAAAAAAAAAAAUAAAAGUCUUGACCUAACUUUUUCCAUACCCUAUUUUGGAACUCUUAAUCAAUAUCUAAGACUUUCGGAGUGUCUAGCUAAAAAAUUUGAUUUGGUAAAACACAUUGGUAAUGAUUUAGAUCGAUCUAAAGUAAAGUUCAUAGAAUGGUGGACUAAAACAAUGGAAGACCAAUUGGCUACUUUUCUUAAACGAGCCAUUCUUAGAGGUCUUAGUGAAUAUAUUAAUAGAAUCACAGUCCUCAAUCACAUCAGGAGGAACCCUGUGAAAUAUUUACAGUUUUUUCACUUACCACUAAACACUUUCCACAGCCUAUUGAAUAACUACAUGUGAAUACAUGCUGCGUAUUUUAUUUUUUGGGGUUGUGAGUAAAG